This is a messenger RNA of Phycomyces blakesleeanus NRRL 1555(-), 1782 nucleotides long. RefSeq lists its product as hypothetical. The transcript is spliced from 5 exons. The coding region runs from base 1 to 1782 and encodes 593 amino acids. Lineage: Eukaryota; Fungi; Mucoromycota; Mucoromycetes; Mucorales; Phycomycetaceae. The record is from RefSeq and is a predicted model, not a curated record.
AUGACUCGAAGAGAGGGCGGAAAAUUCUGCGCCAAGUCUCCAAUUAUUACUAUUGAUAUAGAAAAGGAAGCUGGAGAAAAAAAACCUGUUGAAGAUCAACCUGUAGAAGAGUAUGACUGGGAGCUCUUAGAUUUAGAUACAGAUACAAUGAUUGCUGCGUACUAUAAUAGCUUUCUGACAUGGAGACCAGAUACAGAAAAAAAUUUGCGUGGACUCUACAAAGAAGACUCGAGAUCAUCAAUUAUGCGCAACAAGAGAAAAAUGAAAGAAGAGCUUGAGACAAAUAAAGACAAGAAGGUCAGAACACUUGCUGAUUUCAGUUUCUCGGUUCCUGUUGCACCAGUUUCGCCUGUAACAGAAGCAUUAACUGUAUACAAGCAAUCGAAAGAUGAGGAACUUGAAGAGAUUCGUGAAGCUUAUGAGAAAACCUCUGAGAUGAUAAAGCCUCCAGUCAGUUCAGAUAGCGAGUUGGGCAAGUUUGCUUCGUUUGAAGUAAGCAAAUACAUUGUUGUGAAAAAGUAUUUCCGACGCCUAUUGAACAAUUGCAAGAAAAUCGAGGCAUCUGAAAAAGCAGCAGAGAUUUUUUGGACAACACCUUCCAAGUACCGUGGAGAGGCUGUCUGCGGUUGGGCCAAAGAAUUUCUUCAGUUUGGCAAAAUUUCUGAACAUCAACAGGGCAAGCAUGCCAAGUGGUCUUCAAUUGUAGACAAUGAAGACCUUAAAAAGAAAGCAAUCGUUUGGCUUCGUGCUCAAAAAGCAGAAAGACAAACUGUUGUGGAUUUGAAAAAGUAUCUUGAUGAAAUGCUUUUUCCAUCAUACCUUGGUGUAAAAGGCAACGUGGCCAUAAGCACAGCAUGGAAAUGCAUGAGAGCUUGGGGGUACGUCCACCACAAGAACAACCAGAACGUAUAUUACGAUGGACACAAAAGACAAGACAUUAACCAGAAGAAGCUGGUUAUAGUGACCCAUGACGAGUCCACCUUUUAUGCCCAUGAUGGAAAGGUGGACAUGUGGCUUGAGGAAGGUGAAAGCCACAUCCGCAAAAAAGGUCAGGGAAGAUCUCUGAUGGUCAGCGAGUUUCAAGAAGACAUGCUUGACCAGCUGAAGAACCAUGCUAUCCCUCUGUUCGAAAGCUUGCACGAGGGAUGCACUGGUGUCUUCAUUUUUGACCAAAGCAGCAACCACAAAGCAUAUGCCACAGAUGCCUUGGUUGCCACCCGCAUGGUUCUAAAGCCAAAGGUCGUUUCUGAAAAUGACCUUGUCAUUUUCAAAGAUACAACAUUUUUGAGGGAUGGACGUAUUAUCCCUCAAUCGUUUUAUGAGACAGUUUUUGAAGCUGGAAGGGAAGGAAAGGGGCCGGUGGAGAAGAGACAAUUUGUUAGUGUCCAGCAGAUCCUUCAGGAGCGUGGACUAAGAUGGAGAAUGGACUGCAAUGAAGAAGAAGCAGAGAACCACUGUUGCUGUGCCCGCCACCUCUUGGCCUCUCAGCCCGACUUUUCUGGACAGAAGUCAGCUAUUCAAGAGGUGGGUGCAGCCAAACGUGUGGCUUGCCUAAACUGCGAUUAUUCUUUCAAGUCAUUAGAAAAGAAUCUCCUGUCUUUCUUGGACAGUGCCUCUCCUGUGGCUGGUUCUCCUUCCAUGAUCAGGAGAUUUUAUAAAAAGACUUGGAGAUAUAUUGAAGCUUACAGCAAGUUUUUGGAUGCUAAGGAUGCUGAUGCUGAGGUGAAGAAAUUCAUCUCAAGAAUCAGUAAAUCUCACUGCAGCAUUGGCAUCCAUGAUUAA